CGAAAGCUCCCUUGAUUGAUUAGCCCUCUUAGAUAACGUCUGAUAGCAUCGUUGACAUCGUUUAUUUGGUGGCAAUAAAUUUAGUUUUAUUGAGCGUGAGUGGCGUCUCGUAGAACUAGGCCAAGUGGAUAUGGAGGUGAGGCGACUGUUGUGCAGGGAUUGACCCUGAAAGUGCAGAUAGUUGCCAAACGGCGGGCUCUAUAUAAAGACGGGAUCGGAUUGCACAAGCACCACUCACUAUCGAUCGAUCCCCACAGCUGAAGACAUGACUGGAACUAAUUUUGCACUCCUCGGGUUGCUGCUCCUUGCGCUCACAACUCUGACAUUUGCCAGUCCGGCGCGACGACCCCGCCUAGAUGGACGCAUUGUGGGCGGCCUGGAGGCCAACAUCAAGGAUAUACCCUACCAGGUUUCUCUUCAGCGGAGCUACCACUUCUGUGGCGGCAGCCUGAUUGCCCAGGGCUGGGUUCUCACCGCCGCUCACUGCACCCAGGGCUCUGCCAUCGAGUUCUCCCAGGUACGGAUUGGCUCCUCGCGCACUGCUGAUGGCGGCAUCCUGGUGGGCAUCAAGCGCGUUCACAGGCAUCCCAAAUUCGAUGCCUACACCAUCGACUUUGACUUUUCGCUACUGGAGCUGCAGGAGUACAGUGCCGCGAAUGUUACGCAGGCCUUUGUGGGACUGCCCGAGCAGGAUGCCGACAUUGCGGAUGGCACUCCCACUCUGGUGUCGGGGUGGGGCAACACCCAGAAUGCCCUGGAGUCCUCGGCCGUACUGAGGGCAGUCACAGUGCCAAAAGUGAGCCAACUGGAGUGCACGGAUGCGUAUGGAAGCUUUGGUAAAAUCACGGAUCGCAUGCUGUGCGCUGGACUGCCCGAAGGUGGCAAGGAUGCCUGUCAGGGUGACUCUGGUGGUCCGCUGGCCGCCGAUGGAGUAUUGUGGGGCGUAGUUUCCUGGGGUUACGGGUGCGCCAGGCCAAAUUAUCCGGGUGUCUACUCACGUGUGGCGUCAGUAAGGGAUUGGAUCGCCUCGGUCAGUGGUAUUUGAGAAGAAGAUAUAUUUUAAAACUCAUUUAUAAUUA
This is a messenger RNA of Drosophila bipectinata, 1079 nucleotides long. RefSeq names its product Trypsin 29F (gene Try29F). The record is from RefSeq and is a predicted model, not a curated record. NCBI's taxonomy places the organism in Eukaryota, Metazoa, Arthropoda, Insecta, Diptera, Drosophilidae. Gene Ontology annotation, biological process: proteolysis. Gene Ontology annotation, molecular function: serine-type endopeptidase activity.